AUGAGACCAGGACCUGUUUUUGAGCAACUACCAGAGGAAAUUCUACAUUAUAUACACUCCCUCUUGACAGUGCAAGACGCAGCUCGUGCUGCAUGCGUGUCUCGUGGACUUCUACAUGCCUGGAGAUGCUAUUCCCACCUUAAACUCAACGAACAUACGCUUGCAUUGGCUGAUAAGACAGUUGAAGAACAAAAAACCUAUAUCAUAAAAAAAGUUGACCAAAUUCUUGAAAACCAUCACAACAAUAGGGUUAAGGUGGAGACACUUAAACUUAGACUUGUACAUGGCUCUUAUGGCCACAUCAAAGCCUCCAGCCUCAACAGGUGGCUCCAAAUCACCGUCAAGUCUGGGAUAAAAAAACUUGACUUGUCAAUACCUUUACAAAUCAAGAAAGAAUACAACUUCCCGUGUGCCGUCUUGUCUGAUGAGGCAGCUGCAAGUUCAAUCAAGUCUCUCCACCUCCACGGCUGUGCUUUUACUCCCACGUCGUCACUUGGUAUCUUGAGAAGAUUGACAUGUUUACAUUUGUUUUCUGUCCGGGUUACAGAGGAAGGGUUACGGUUCUUGCUCUCAAAAUCUCCUGUCCUAGAGAAGUUGGACAUGUACUUUUGUAGGGGGAUAGUAUGCUUGCGAAUAGCUUUCACGUUGCAGCAACUCAAAUACCUUAGUUUGAUACAUUGCACAGGGCUACAGUCAGUACAGAUCGAUGCCCCAAAACUUUGCUCCUUUCGCUCUGAUGAGAUUGGGAUCCUGAAAGAAAUUUGUUUGAGAAAUUCUUCUCAACUUAAGAAUGUAGAUUUGUCGAGCAUUUUUUUCUCUGAUGCUCGUGCCAGACUUCCAUCCAUCAUACCUAAUGUUGAGAGUGUUAUCCUGCAAUCACGACAGCCCUCCAAGUUCCCCUACCUCAAGAACCUGGAAAUCGAACUCCAUCCAGCAACAAUGCCCUUCCCUCCAAGCCAUGACAUAUUUUCUUUGGUUUCUUUUCUUGAUGCUUCUCCGGUCCUGGAUUCUUUCAUCCUACCGGUAGAGCAGGAUGCAACUACACCCGAUCUCAUUUCUGGAGAGGAUGAUGUGUAUACUAAACGAAAGCUAGAGUACCGACACGACCAUCUCAGGAAGGUGCUGAUCACAGGGUUCUGUCCAUCCCGAGCCUGGUCGAGCUCACGAUCCACAUCCUUGAGAGUGCAGCUUCCCUCGAGCGUCUGA
Triticum turgidum subsp. durum (durum wheat) is the source of this 1206-nucleotide messenger RNA. Lineage: Eukaryota; Viridiplantae; Streptophyta; Magnoliopsida; Poales; Poaceae. The record is from the annotation of a GenBank genome assembly.